Molecule: messenger RNA, 2106 nt
Organism: Elaeis guineensis (African oil palm)
Lineage: Eukaryota; Viridiplantae; Streptophyta; Magnoliopsida; Arecales; Arecaceae
Product: probable inactive receptor kinase At2g26730
Biological process (GO): protein phosphorylation
Molecular function (GO): protein binding; protein kinase activity; ATP binding
Source: RefSeq, a predicted model, not a curated record
AUGGAGAGGAUCCCCACCUGGGUGAUCCCCAUCUCCCUCCUCCUCCUCCUAAUCUACUCGACCAAUGCAGAAAAGGAAGAUGUGAAGGUCUCCCUCGUCAGUUUUCUUCGUAAACUUUCCGGUAACAAUUCCCGAAUCGAUCUUGAUUUGCGAUGGAAUACUUCCACUGAUCCAUGCCUCAAUGGUUGGGAAGGUGUGGAUUGCGUGGGUACAAAUUCAGUGCAAAAAAUAAUCCUCGAAGGUCGUGGCCUGGACGGGUCUAUCGAUGCCAGCCUCCUCUGCAAGGCAGAGUCACUCGCAGUAGUGAGCCUCAGGGACAAUGAACUCCAUGGACAGCUCCCCCCCGAGAUCUCCAAUUGUACCGAACUGACCCAUUUGUAUCUCGGCAGUAACCGUCUCUCAGGAAGCCUUCCUUCUUCUCUCUCCCUCCUGAGCAAUCUCAAGAGGCUCAACAUCUCCUACAACAACUUCUCAGGGGAGUUGCCGCAGGACUUGCCGAGGGUAUCAGGCCUCAAAACCAUCCUCGCUCAGAACAACAGCUUCAAUGGGACCAUCCCCCAGUUCGACUUCGGCAACCUCCAGGAUUUCAACGUCUCCUACAAUCGCUUAUCCGGUCCGGUCCCUGAAGGCGCCGAGCACCUUAGCGCAGAAAGCCUCGUGGGUAACCCUGGCUUGUGUGGGGAACCACUUACCGUACCAUGCCCACCGCCACCGGCCCCAUCACCUUCUCAUCAGGGGGGAAAUAAAUCGAACAAGUUAUCUGCAGAGAAGGUCGUUAUGGUUUCUGGCUAUAUUGCUCUUGGUCUUGUCGUCUUACUCUUCUUCACGUACAAGUUGGUCUCCAGAAGAAUGGCUGAUGCCAAGAAGGGUGGUUAUGAGAAGAAGGUGGCGGACAGUAGUGGCAAGAGUUCGAGUGGGAAUAAGAAUACACCAAGCAGAUCGGAGUACUCUCUUCCUACAUCGAAUGAGAGUGCUGCUGCGGUGUCAUCGUCGCUGGUGGUUCUGGUGAAUCCAACAACGAAGGAAUUGAAGUUUGAGGACCUGUUGAAGGCCCCUGCCGAGUUGCUGGGGAGAGGGAGAUUUGGUAGCCUUUAUAAGGUGAUGUUUGAUGAUACUACUGCUUUGGCUGUGAAGAGGAUUAAGGAUUGGGCAAUUUCGCCAGAAGAUUUCCGCAAGAGGAUGGAAAGGUUAGACCGAGUGAAGCACCCGAACGUGCUGUCGGCCGUAGCAUUUUAUUGCUCGAAGCAGGAGAAGCUGCUGGUCUACGAGUAUCAGAAGAAUGGAAGCCUCUUCAAUCUCCUUCGUGGCAGCCAAAAUGGUCAGGCUUUUGAUUGGGACAGCAGGCUAAGUGUGGCUGGUGGCAUUGCUGAUGGCCUGGCUUUCAUGCACCAAGAUCUCCGUGAAGAUGGGAUUGGCCAUGGGAACCUCAAGUCUUCCAACAUUUUGAUCAAGACUAACAUGGAACCUUGCAUCAGUGAAUAUGGCCUAACGACCACAAACAGCCACCAAACCUCUCCAACUCCAAGCAAUAACACUCAAGUCUCCAUCCUUAAGGAUGACAUCCAUAACUUGGGGAUCAUUCUUCUCGAGCUGUUGACAGGGAAGGUGGUUCAGAACAAUGGGUCCGAGUUAGCUCAAUGGGUGAACUCUGUGGUUAGAGAAGAGUGGACUGUGGAGGUCUUCGACAGGGCUCUUCUCUCCGAGGGAGCAAGCGAGGAGCAGAUGGUGCAACUGCUUCAGGUGGCGCUUAAGUGCACAAAUCCCUCCCCUGAUGCCAGGCCAAGCAUGAACCAAGUUGCUGCCACGAUCGAGGCCAUAAAAGAAGAGAAUGAGAGGUCUAUAUACUCUGAAUCCUGAUGCAGAAUGAAUGAUCUGAGGGACGGCAUUCAUUAGAUGAGCAUUAUUCUUCUAUUUCCUUUUGAGAAAGAAGGGUGGGAGCAUCAGAUGAGCAUAAUGAUCUUCAAAAUAUAUAUGCUGCUGGUUGGUAAUAAGCUUAUGAGCAUUCUGCAGCUUCAUAUAGGCCUUUGAAUGUUUGCAAAUGUUUAGUUCCCAUUGAUGUCACUGAACAUACAUCUCUUUAACCUUAAUUACUUUAUAAAUGUUGCA